AUGGAUCGGCGACCGGGGCUCCAGGCUCUAUGGGUCCAGAUGGAGAAUAAUCGUGUCGCCGCCUUGGGCGGCCGCUCAUUUGUCCCGCCAUCCAGCCUACCCACUAUCUUCACACGGGCUGCCGUGGCCGCCGCGGUCAGGGAGCUGGCAUGCUCCACAGAAGAUCGCAUCGGACUGACUGACGAUAUCUUGCGCGAUGGCGUGCUGACCUUUGCUAUGCUCAUCUCGAUCCGACAGCCAGACCACGUCGUGGCCUUUCGCCGCAUGCGCUGCCUCAACCGCCGGCCUCUCGAUGAGGAAAAUGCCAGGAAAUUGCUAGGCGACCAUGCCCCCAGCUUUUUGCGCGAGCAAUGGGUCUUUCAGCCCUACUACUUCCGACGAGGCCACGAUGUCGAGAUUGCUCCGCUCGAGAUUCUCCCCUUUAUCCGCAGCGUUGACUCGCAGACAUCGGGGGGCUUCGGGGACAUUGACAAGCUCGAGAUACAUCCGGCCCUGCAGGACUUCUACCCCAGCGCGACAGGGGGUGUGCUUGUCGUCCGCAAGACGCUCCGCAGGGUCGCGACUGUCUCGGAAGAGCGCCGCAUGGCCAUGUAUCAGAACGAGAAGCGCUGCCUCCGCCUCAUCAACCACCCGCCCCACCCGCAUAUCGUCCCGCUCCUCAGCGCCUACGUCUACGAGGGCAACUGCUGCAUGCUUUUCCCAUUACUGGAGAUGGAUCUGAAAGCCUUCUUAGAGCGCCCCACACCGUACGGCCGCUUUCGCUGGAGCUUCACCUACUUCUCCGCUCUCUGCGGCCUUGCGUCGGCCCUCGCCCAGGUCCAUAAUGUCCAAGUCUCUCUCGAGGGCGACCAUGUCGACCUCGAGGGCAUAGGCUACCACCACGACCUACGGCCUGCCAACAUACUCGUCAAUGCGCACUCGUUUCUGCUCGCCGACUUUGGCAUGGGGCGCAUUAGAGUGGCGGACGAUGGCUCGGAAACACCGUUCAAGGCUCUUUCGGGGGAUUAUGUGGCACCGGAGUGUAUGGACGAGAGAAGUUUCGCUGGCCUCGGAGUAGGGCGGGCAGUCGAUGUUUGGGCAUUUGGCUGUCUCGUGCUCGAGGUCAUGGUGUAUAGCUACUUGGGCACCUCGGGCCUGACACGAUUUCGACAAGAGAGGUUGACCCCUGGCCCCUCCGGAUUCAUCACCGACACUUUCUUCCACGACGGCCGAGGCAAUAUCAAGCAAGUCGUGAAGGAAUGGAUCGACGUGGUGGCCGCACAAGGUCACUCAACCGUAGGCGUGCUGCUCCAGCGUCUAGCGCUGUCGACCCUCAAGCCUGUCCAGGAACGGCCCACAUCCUCCAUGGUCUGUCGUUGUCUUUCCCGUAUCAACUUGGAUGCACACUUCUCAGCUGCAUACGACAUUCUAGCAGCUACAGUGGACGAAGAAGCGCGGACUGAUGAUCGCGGAUCGUUGAUGAAAAUGUGGUUCGAGCGAGAGCGUCUCCAUGCGUUUGGCGUCGUUCUGGGACUCCUCACCGAGGCUACAGAGCUUGCCAUACCGAAGUUCGCAGAGCUUCAUGGGGAAAAGUGCGUUCAAAUUCUACUGGAAAUCUUCCAAAAACUGUCGAGACCCCCAGGGUCUGGUGAACACGUCGAGACCAGCAGCCGUCUUGAGCUCGGUGUGGCGGAGGAGACUAUGGAUCAGCUCACGGUGGAGCCGGGCGACAACGGAGAGACCCUACUUGAGGACGAGAUUCAGCGGCUAGUCCAGGAUCUUUGGUUUCUCCUCUCGAGCAUGGAAUCCCGCAAAGCAGAAAGACUGUGGAUCCAUUCCAUGCUCGACGCGACCAGUUGUGUAGAGAAGCUCGACCGGAUGGGGCAAGUCUUAAGAUCACGGAGACCUGCUGCGUAUCAGCAAAGUGCAGCCAUGGUUACGAUGAAAAAGAUUCGUCUCCAGAUGGUGAAUGAAUUGACUCAAGAGGGCGACCUGGGGAGACUGGAGCUGCAGGGCGACGACAUCCCCCAGGUGGACGAUCAAGCUGCACUGGGCCAUCUGAUGGGUGUCGACAGGCACGGCGAGCGGGUUUUCGUCGAGGUUGUUCACUACGACCCGAGCUGGGACAGGAUCCCACCAGCAGAACGCACGGUCGUCAUGGCCCAGAAGGCGAUGGGCUUCAAUGCGAAGCCCAAACCAUCAAACCUCCGUGUGCUUGACUGUGUCGGAUUCUUCGAGAAUGGGAAUAGCAGCGGUAGUGCAGGAUUCUCAUUCGUCUACCAAUUUCCCGAGUCGAUCCGGACGCCUGACUCAACGCCUUCUCAGGGACAACGAGCCCUGAUGACUCUUCAUCAACUACUUCUGCUGUCGGCGAAGAAGAUGAGGACAGAUCAACAUUCCACUCAGCCCCUUCUCGGCGACAAAUUCCGGCUGGCAAGCCUACUAGCCGGGUUUCUAGGCGAGUUUCAUGGCAUUGGAUGGCUGCACGAGAACCUGCACUCCAACAAUGUUGUCUUCUUCGAGUAUGAAAAGGAUGUGGAAAACCACGGUAUAUCUGCCGCCACGAGCAGCACCCUCUGCCAGCCCUUCGUCGUCGGGUUGGACAAGGUCCGACCUGGAGGUGAGUCAUGGCAUACACAGGGACCUGCGGAGCAUACUGACUUUCCGGACUAUCGUCAUCCUGACUACCAGCACACGGAGCGCUUCCGCGUCGGUUACGACUACUACAGUCUCGGGAUCAUGCUCCUCGAGAUUGGCCUGUGGACACCACUAGUCGCCAUCGCAGGCCGGAACCAGUUCUCUACCCUGUCGCCGCAUAAGUUGCGUGCCAUGCUAGUUGAUCGCUAUCUUCCACGGCUUGGCUACAGGAUGGGGUUCACAUAUCAGGCUGUUGUGGACCGACUACUCUCCGAUAAACUGGACCCGGAGCCAAGGCGGCAAGUGCCAGACGCGGUCGCCGAGAGCAAAGCAUUUUCAGCAUUCAUGAAACAAGUGAUCGAUCCGCUGGAACAGCUGGCCAAUGGGAGUAUAUAA
This is a messenger RNA of Emericellopsis cladophorae, 3012 nucleotides long. RefSeq names its product kinase-like protein. NCBI's taxonomy places the organism in Eukaryota, Fungi, Ascomycota, Sordariomycetes, Hypocreales, Bionectriaceae. The record is from RefSeq and is a predicted model, not a curated record. The coding region runs from base 1 to 3012 and encodes 1003 amino acids. Gene Ontology annotation, molecular function: ATP binding; protein kinase activity. The transcript has 2 exons. Gene Ontology annotation, biological process: protein phosphorylation.